Molecule: messenger RNA, 1578 nt
Organism: Glossina fuscipes
Lineage: Eukaryota; Metazoa; Arthropoda; Insecta; Diptera; Glossinidae
Exons: 6
Coding region: 1-1578 (525 amino acids)
Source: RefSeq, a predicted model, not a curated record
AUGAUUAAACUUUUUACUUUGUGGAUUACUUGUUAUCUUGUGCGAAAUGUCUGGAGCGAUUGUUUCUUACGAAUUCCGGAAAAUAAAGAAAAUGCUCCGUUGUGGCAAAAGAAGGUCGGAGAUCUUGGGUUCAAAAUUCCUUAUAUAAGCCAUCGCUUAAGACUGCAAGACGGUGAAGUCAUUAACGGAUAUUGUGCUACUAAAUUUAGAGAUAUCGGUUAUAAUGUCAAGGUUGCAGUUUAUUGCACGCAUUACGAUCGCGAAUGCCAACGUUCUCGGAUACGCACGGAAACGAAAUACUUGAGUAUAAAUGAAAGAAAUGUAACCCUUGUCUGUGACGGAAGUUCAUUGAAAUACAAUUCAAACCUUUUGGGCGAGGAUACGAUGUCAUGCAACGACGUUAAAUGGUCAAUAAUUAUGGAAUUAAAUCGUGAUGAAGAGAGUAAAAAGUCUUGGUGCAAAGAAGAUUAUCAAACAUUUGAUUUAUCCACCAACAAUUUGGAUCAAAAUCGCAUUUUAGCUAAAAUCUGCUUUGACGUUUCAUUACGAUCGAUAAAAUAUAAAACAAUUGAACGCAAAACGAAAAUAUGGAAUGAAAAGAAAUUUUCGCCUGUUGCAGUGAAUGACUUGCCGGAAGCGGCAAAAGUAUCUAGCGAAGUGAAAUUUCUAAAUACCACGAUUCUUCAUAUCGGAAACGAAGCUUUGCAACGCAAUUUUAAAGUAUUGCAUCAGAAAAAUUAUUGGUUACAUUUGGCUAACUAUGCAUACGGAAGCAUUAUUCAAAAUGAUCCAUUUAUAAAUUAUUUCAAUCAAUACAAUCAACUGUUAGAUAUUUUAUGGUGGCAAAACUUACGCUUAACCAACUGGCGACGUUUCCUGGAUGCUUUACAGCAGCAUACAGCUAAUAAUAGUUAUGAUGUCUACAUGGGUACAUUCGACGUGGUGCAGAUACCGUUAUGGUCAAAUCCAAAGGAGUCUGAGUAUUUAGAAGUUCAGAAUGGUAUCGCGAACACUACCGUGCCUCAAUACAUUUGGAUGUAUUUAGGAUCAACUAAUGGCAAAAACCCUGAUUUAUAUGUGUUCGCCUAUAAUUCACCUUAUGCUUCGUUUUUCGAGCCAAAAGUGAAAUUUUGCUCAGAUGUCUGUAGCAAAAUUAAUUGGCUGGAGAGUGCUCAUUUUUCGUUCGGUUAUGCGAAUUGUGGUAUUAUAUUCUGUUGUACACCUGACGCAGUAAAGCAAUCUGCAUAUGCUACGAAGUUACCAAACAUAUCGAUAAGUCGGGCCAUGGAUACACAAGCAGACAAAAACAUUGCUAUUCCAGUCGAAGCGAUAAAAAAUGAAGUAAAGUCCGAAGAAGUAGUGGCAGGAAAUAAACAAGAUUUUCCGAACAAGGAUAUGUUACAUAAUGCACAGCAUGUUAUGACAAAUGCAUUUGAACAAAAACCAAACGAAUUCAUAAUGAAAGCAGAGAGGCCAAAAAUGACAGAAGAACUCAGAAAAUUAAAUACACUCGAAAGUCUUGUCUACUCCAAUCGCGACAGCGAUACGGAUUUUACUGAAGGGAACUCUGGUUAUUAA